Messenger RNA from Saxophila tyrrhenica, 1629 nucleotides. It is a transcript of the gene SMI1, whose product is annotated as Cell wall assembly regulator. The record is from RefSeq and is a predicted model, not a curated record. Bases 1 to 1629 code for a protein of 542 amino acids. NCBI's taxonomy places the organism in Eukaryota, Fungi, Ascomycota, Dothideomycetes, Mycosphaerellales, Extremaceae. Gene Ontology annotation, cellular component: mating projection tip. The transcript has 2 exons. Gene Ontology annotation, biological process: cell wall biogenesis; fungal-type cell wall beta-glucan biosynthetic process.
AUGCCGACAUUCACCGACUCCCUUCGCAGCUUCUGGCACGAUCUCACCAGUCAAGACCGCCACGCCUCCGUCGACUCUCCAUACCGCUCUGGCCAGCAUCAACCGCUCCCACAAAACCGCCAUUCUCCCCUUACAAGCGUCACAACUAGCGCUGUCGAAUCGCGAACAGACCUCGAGUCUCCCUACAGAGAGGAUCUUGAAGCAGGCCAUGGCUUCGCGAACAGGAGUUCGAAUGAUUCACCUAAAGAAGGGUUCCGGAAGCCGCUGCAGAGAUCGUCUACUGGAAUGAGCAGCGACAUGGAGGCUGUCGGUACAGGGGAGAUUCAGAUGCAGAGUUUUAGCGACGGCCUACCACCGCCGCCACCAGUCGCGCAUUCGUGGGGAAGGGUUGACAGGUGGAUGGAGGACAACUACGAAGAAUUGUGGGAGAAUCUGUGCGAAGGCGCGACGUUCAAUGAUGUCAACGAGCUGGAGCAUGAACUUGACUGUACACUCCCGCAGGAGGUGCGCGAGUCACUUCAGAUACACGAUGGACAGGAGCGCGGUGGCCGGCCUACGGGCGUCAUCUUCGGCUGUAUGCUGCUCGACUGUGAGGAGAUUCUGCAGGAGUGGCAGCAGUGGCGCACCAUCAACGAGGUCUACUUCGGCGACAACCGCACCUACGAGAUCCCACAGGCGCCUCUGAAAGCGUUUGCGGGCUCCUCAUCAGCAGUCCCACUCGCCCAGGCCUCACAGUCGAACAACCCACAGUGGCGGCAAGAGCUCCAAGACAAGCAAGACUCACAGCCACCCAACUCCAUCCAAAAGUCCUACGCCCACCCAGCCUGGAUUCCUCUCGCGCGCGACUGGGGUGGCAACAACAUCUGCGUCGACCUUGCGCCAGGGCCAACAGGAAGAUGGGGCCAAGUAAUCCUCGUCGGACGCGACUACGACUGCAAAUACGUCGUCUCGCGCUCAUGGGCAGCAUUCAUCGCGACAAUGGCCGACGAUAUGAGCACAGACAAGUGGUUCAUCGACGAAGACACGAAGGAGCUGAAGCUUAAGGAGUUCAAGCAGCCUGGCGUCGAGCCCGCGUACAUCGACAUUCUGCGCUGGAGGACAGACCAGAAGUAUGGGCGGAAAGGACCGAAACGCCCGUUGCGGAUUAACAGUCAGGUGGCGGGUGCGCAGGCGAAUGGCUACUCGCCGUACGGUAGCCCGGUGUCUGCGGCGGAGGAUCGUGGAAGGAGUCCGCACAGGUUCCAGAACGGCAAGCAACCGGCCGCGGGCAGUCCACGCGCGCAUAUGUCGAGUCCGCUGGCGCGCGUUACGGAAGAGGGACCACAGCCGCUCAAGAUCGACACGCACGCUGAUGCAACAGUGGCGCGGCCGGAGAAGUUGGUGUCUGUUGAUACCCCACGCUCGCACAAUGCGCCCAAACUCGAACGCCUCGUUUCAGUCGACACUCCUACGAUUCCGAAUGGUUUUGCCGACGACAGGCGCGCGAGCUUGCCGAAGAGCAGGCUCAACAACAGCAUGCUCAGCGAGACCGAGAGCUCUGUCGCCAGCGACACACCUACUGCGAAGGCGGAGGAAGCAGCGACGAAGGCCGGAGCUCAGGAGGAGGAGAUGAAGGAUGUUCAGAUCUGA